GCCUGCGCCGCUGUCCGCGCCGCCGCGCGCGCUCCGGGGCAGUCGCCGCCUCAGUCGCGACAGGUGCGCGGGACCCGCCGCAGGUAUUUGUGGUGAUAAGAUGGAGCCUUCCCCAUUUAAUAGAAGACAAUGGACUUCCCAGUCUUUGAAAAUCACUGCGAAAGAGCUUUCUCUGGUCAACAAGAACAAGUCCUCAGCUCUUCUGGAGAGGUUCUCCAAGUAUCAGAAAGCAGCUGAAGAAGCCACUGCUGAGAAAAGAAGAAGUAACGCAGAAAAUCUUCCCCCUCAUUUUAAUCGGGGGAACCUGAGUGUGUUAAAGAAGAAGUGGGAGAAUCCAGUGCUGGGAACAGAGUUUCGGAAGGAAACGCUGCGAAGCAGCUGUGCUGAGGUUGGGCACAAGGUCGGCAGCCCCGGGCUGGGAGCCGGGAACGCUCCCGCCGCUCCCCCAGACGCGGAGCGACCCCCGGGGGCUCCUGCUCCCGCUUCCAGCCCCCCCGACCAGCCGCGGGGUCCCGCUGGGGACAGCAGGAAGCUUAAAAGCCACUCACCGGAGAGUGGGAAGAUGGAAAACUGUCUGAGAGAGCCCAGGGAAGUGGAGAAGCCUGAAGGCAGCGAGAACACGGACUCUGCGGGGAAGAUCGAGAAAUACAACGUUCCUCUGAGCAAGAUCAAGAUGAUGUUUGAGAAGGGGGAAGCGGCUCAGCCCAAGGUCCCCAGAGACCAGAGGAAGGCAGCAGUUGGGAGGAGAGUCUCUGAAAACAGCCUCUCUUCGGAGGACUUUGAUGCUGGCCAAGGGGAGAAGAGCCACAGUGCAUCAGAGACUAGUCCAGCCCUCAGCCCAGAGAAGGCAGAGACCAAGAGAAGCCUGGAGAUGCCUCGCUUGUCAGAAACGUCGAUAAAGGACAGACUGGCCAAGUACCAGGCAGCUGUGUCCAGGCAGGGCAGCUCCUCAGGCCCCAUCACCACGAAUGAGAUUCAAGCCAGUGAAAGUGAACUCAAGAAUUACAAAUCUGAGCAGAAGGAGAAUAUGCCACCAAGUCUUGAGGACUCCAUUUCCUGUCAGGAUGGGGAGAAGGUUUCUCUAGGUGAGAACAACUUGUCUUUCCACUCUGGUCUUCUAGAGGAUGGCAAUGUUGGACAAAACCUGGAGAGAGAGACAGAAGUUCAGAAACCUGUCAGCACAAAGCAGCAAAACAUUGCUUCUAAACCAGCUGGCCAGACAGAUGCAUCUCUGCCAAAAGGAGUGAAGAAAUUUCAGUUGCCAGUGAAGGAAACCUGCGUUGGGUGUCAGAAGACAGUGUACCCGAUGGAGAGGCUCUUUGCCAACCAGCAGGUGUUUCACAUCAGCUGCUUCCGCUGUUCCUAUUGCAACAGCAAACUCAGUCUUGGUACAUACGCAUCUCUGCGUGGCAAUAUUUACUGCAAGCCUCACUUCAACCAGCUCUUCAAAUCCAAAGGCAAUUAUGAUGAAGGCUUUGGACACAAACAGCACAAGGAGUUAUGGGCAGGCAAAACUGAAUGUGAAGAAUCCCCAGAGAAAACUGUCCAGGGUGUAAAUGCAGCAGAAAGUCCACACAGCCCAGGAGUAGAGGAUGCCCCAAUUGCAAAAGUAGGAGUUCUGACAGCAAGUAUGGAGGCAAAAGCUUCAGCUUUGCCUGAGAGAGAAGAGAGACCAGCAGAAACAAAAAAGCUCCGGAUCGCCUGGCCGCCUCCUUCUGACCAAAGUGUUCAAGGAAGUGCCUUAGAUGAGGGCAUCAAAGUAUUCAAACCCAAGUGGCCCCCAGAAGAAGAGAUUUCCAAGCCAGAUGUGCUGGAGGAUGUGGAUCUAGAUCUGAAAAAGUUAAGAAGAUCUUCCUCAUUGAAGGAAAGAAGUCGUCCCUUUACAGUUGCAGCCUCAUUUAGAACAGUAUCUGUUAAAGGCCAUAAAACAGAGAAUUCACCUUCUCCUUCUAAGGCAGAGAGAGACAAGUUGAAAAGAAGUGAGGAACUGGAGAGAGAGGUCCUGGUGGACAAAAAGCAAAAGGAAAAUAAGGUUGAGAAUAGGAACAUCCAGAGUGCUGAAGAGAAAAAUCUAGAGGAAGAACGGGAUCUGUCUCAUGUCAAAGCAGUAGAGCACAACUUUGUAGAAAAUGGGCAGGUGAAUGCAGAGACAGAUGAGGAACAACACGUGAUGGAAGAGCAGGAACUUCCAAAUGAAGAAUUCCUUGAACCAAAUUCUCCUAAACAUUCCAGCUUAGCCAAUGUUGUGACUGCUAAGGAAUCAUCCAACCAGAACCGCAAAUCCCAAGAUGUUGGUUUCUGGGAAGGUGAAGAUAUGGAAGAUCUGUCUGUGGAAGAACAGAUCAAGAGGAAUCGUUACUAUGAAGAUGAUGAUGAAGAAUAAAUUGGCCUUUUACUAGAAAACUUGCUGCAAGGUGCUGGGCCUUUUAAAAUGGGUGUUUUUAGCUUUAACAAACAGCUGUCCUCCAUGAAAGUGAUGCUCUACUGCACAUGGACGUUAAGGGAAUCCUGUGUCUAAACCAUCUCAACUAGAAAAAUACUCUGGAAGCCUCAAAAAGAGAAUCUUUAGGUGCAUGGAAACAAAUACCUGGCUGUGGGACGGCUUCAGCAGGCAAUCUCUGCUCCUACUGUCUCACCCUUUUUGAGCUUCAACACCUAUUUUACCAACAAUUCACAGAAUUUCACUGUCCUCAUAAUGAAACAGGCUGUGAAACAGGUUUUCUGUAGCUACUUUUACCACUACAGAUGCUACUGCAGUGCUUAGGGACCAAUUCCAAAGGGACUUUCUGGCCUGCUUGAAAAAUUACAACAGAAGGCACUUUAAUACAUGUCAAGGGCACAACUAAGGAGGGGGUUUUGAAUAAAAACAUAUCUUUGUGCUUAGUAUCCAACAACUAAAGCAUCUAAAACUGAGUGCAAUGUGAUUUUUCUUUCUCAGAACUGCCAAUGAGACUCCCUGCUUCCUUCACUUUCCUCUGUGCAACUGGAAUGGGGUGUCAGGUGUUUUGGUGCAUCUCCAGGAGCUGUGCUGGCUGACAGGUCUCUUUGAGGACAACUCACCACUUUUGCAGUAGCCUGCAGGGCAUUACUUUAGCAUUUCAUAUGCAUUUGAAGUGGGGGGGCUUGGGGUUUUUCUUCUUUUUUUGGUGUUUGUUCUGUUUUGUUUGUUUUUUUACUUGGAAUUCAUCAUCGUUCAUUUUAAACUGCAGAUAAUAUUUUUAAGGCCUUUUGACAACUUUGAAAUCUCCCUUGUACCAAGUUGCCCUAAAUCUUUUUUCAUUAUGGCUGUGAAAUUAUGCUGCAUUGCAAAAAUCUCUGGAAUAAAACCAUCUCAACAGUGAGACUUCCUGAUUGCAAGAGUUGAAGCAUUUUUAAACUUGACUUCAUUUAUUUUAAGAAUCAUUAAAUCUUGACCAGUGGAAGGAGGAUGCUCUUUUAUAUUAGCUUUUAUUUGUACUGUAUUCUCAUGAGAAUUAGCUCUUAACUAUACUUGAGGUGUAAAAUAUUCUGCUUUCUUAACAGUCCUGCUAACUACAAAACCUUCAAUAAAGUUUGGUCAUUUACAUUAAA
Molecule: messenger RNA, 3570 nt
Organism: Apus apus (common swift)
Lineage: Eukaryota; Metazoa; Chordata; Aves; Apodiformes; Apodidae
Gene: LIMA1
Product: LIM domain and actin binding 1
Exons: 11
Coding region: 101-2383 (760 amino acids)
Biological process (GO): actin filament bundle assembly
Cellular component (GO): plasma membrane; actin cytoskeleton
Molecular function (GO): actin filament binding
Source: RefSeq, a predicted model, not a curated record